Messenger RNA from Neltuma alba, 1731 nucleotides. Its product is annotated as protein HOMOLOG OF MAMMALIAN LYST-INTERACTING PROTEIN 5. The transcript has 6 exons. Lineage: Eukaryota; Viridiplantae; Streptophyta; Magnoliopsida; Fabales; Fabaceae. Bases 81 to 1457 code for a protein of 458 amino acids. The record is from RefSeq and is a predicted model, not a curated record. Gene Ontology annotation, cellular component: multivesicular body. Gene Ontology annotation, biological process: late endosome to vacuole transport via multivesicular body sorting pathway.
CCUGCUGCGUCCUGCCCUUCUCUGGAAUCAAGAUCAAAAUCGCUGUUCCCGCUCUGUUCGAUAACUCGGGAAGAUCGAAGAUGGCGAGUGAAAGUGAGCCAGCAAAGCUCCUCUUACCGUACCUUCAACGUGCCGAUGAGUUGCAAAAGCAUGAACCUCUUGUGGCAUAUUACUGUCGGUUGUAUGCUAUGGAACGUGGAUUGAAGAUUCCUCAGAGUGAACGCACCAAGACCACAAAUGCUCUACUUGUAUCGCUCAUGAACCAGCUCGAAAAGGAUAAAAAGUCAAUCAAGCUGGGACCUGAUGAUAAUUUACAUCUAGAGGGAUUUGCCUUAAACGUCUUUGCGAAGGCUGACAAGCAAGAUCGUGCUGGACGUUCAGAUUUGAACACAGCAAAAACAUUUUAUGCCGCAAGCAUUUUUUUUGAGAUUCUAAACCAGUUUGGAGCACUCCAGCCUGAUCUGGAGCAAAAGCAGAAAUAUGCGGCCUGGAAAGCAGCAGAUAUAAGGAAGGCUCUGAAAGAAGGAAGAAAGCCCAUGGCUGGUCCUCCUGCUGAUGAUGAGGAUCUGUCAAUACCGUCAAGUAUUCCUAGUGGCAAAGAUGACCUCGGGACUACCGAAAAUACGUUGGCCAGUCCUGGACCACAAUCUGAUGCAUCCCAUAAUUAUAAUGAUCCUGUCAACUACACGGGAUUGCCGGGCGUUCCUCCAGCACCUAAAUUCCAUGAUACCAUUAAUGAUCAGCAUUCUUCAAACAUUCCACCUUUGCAGUUCCAUGACAGAGAAAAUAGUCAGCAUUCAUCAAACAUUUCUCCCUCAUCUUCUUACCAUUCUGCAAGUUACCCAUCCCAAGAUUAUCCUUCUCCUCCUCAUCAAGAUUAUCAUCCUCCACCACCUUCCCAAGAUUAUCAUCCUCCACCGCCUUCCCAAGAUUAUCAUCCUCCGCCACUUUCCCAAGAUUACCACCAUCCACCUCCGGCUAGAUCAGAAAGUUCUUAUUCUCUGCUCUACAAUCAGCAGCAGUAUUCACAAGACCACCCCCAGCAUUUAUCUUCUAGUUAUCCUUCUCACGAAACUCCCGUUUCUUAUUCUUAUCCCCAUUUUCAGUCAUAUCCCAGCUUUACAGAAAGCAGUCUACCAUCAGUCCCUUCAAACCUAAAUUACUACCAAGGUUCUAGUGCUUCAUAUUCUUCCGAGUCAGCUCCUCUAACUGCAAAUUAUUCUUCAAGUGCCCCACAGAAUUCCAGCAGCCGAAAUGGAACUGUCUUGGAACCUACUUCAACUUCUCAGACAUACCAGUAUGACAGUAACUACCAGCCGCCACCUGAAAAAGUUGCAGAGGCACACAAGGCUGCAAGAUUUGCUGUUGGGGCACUAGCAUUCGAUGAUGUCUCAGUUGCAGUAGACUACCUAAGAAAAUCAUUGGAGUUGUUGACAAAACCAUCAGCUGGUCAGUAAGAUUCUUAUCUGAAACCGGUGGGGUUACCAUGAUUUCAACCUCUCAUUCGUAUGUCCCCUUCUGUAGAUAUUGAUUGCGUUUGCAUAAAUGUCAAAAAAUGCAGCAAACAAGACUUGAAUAGAAACCAUGAAGUUUGUCUCAUCUGUGUACAACAUUUCAAUCAGCUUGAGGUUGUGAGAUCCAUUUGUUUGUCAAUAUGUGUGAGAUAUUAACAGAUGUUUACUUGAACUUCAACAAUUAGUUUUCUAUUAUGCCAGUCCCAGAAUUCUUUCC